Messenger RNA from Tricharina praecox, 1923 nucleotides. RefSeq lists its product as uncharacterized. Bases 134 to 1732 code for a protein of 532 amino acids. Lineage: Eukaryota; Fungi; Ascomycota; Pezizomycetes; Pezizales; Pyronemataceae. The record is from RefSeq and is a predicted model, not a curated record. The transcript is spliced from 3 exons.
CCUGAAUAAUCGACUAGGCUCGUACGUAUCGAAAGUACCUGACCGCGUCUUCCCGUGUCCAAACGUGCACGUCUCCACCCCCCAGUGCCCCGCCCUAAAAACAAUAUUUUAACCUCAGCCUUUCUUGCCCGCCAUGACAUCGUCGCGGCCCCGCCAGCAACAACAUCAACGGACACCGUCACCACCUCCCGACAAAGAUCAACAGCUGUGGUUCUACCAGUCCGUAAUGCCGCUGCAAUACAACCUUGUCGAGCGCAUCCGCGUCGCGUUCGAAGAGAACCUACCGGAGCAAGGCCUCGAGAUCUUCGACUCAGUGGUCUUCAGCGGCUUCUCUACGCCCGGCGAGCAACCCACGCCCGGGCUGAUGCCGCCGCCGACGUUCCUACGCUUCGUGAUAACGCUGAUGGCGCACCCGUUCCACACCACGCAGCUCCGCAAAGGCAUGCUGCCGUCCAAAGCGCCCAUCGCCGCAUACAUGCUCGUCCACCGCAUCAUCAAGAUCAUCGGCCCCGUCAACGCCUCGCUGGACAAGAUCUGGGUGUUUGACCGCGGCCGCCGCUCCGUCCGUCGCGGGAACCGCGAGAACCGAGAGCUGUCUCCCAGCGCUGAUGACGCUAUCUCCGGCGAACUCGCGAAUGAGGAGAGUCUGUUUUCGCGCGUCGAGGAUGUGUGGGAUGUGGUCGGCUGGGCGUUUACGUGCUCUGUGCUGCACCCCGCCAGGUGGACGUGGUGGGGGAAUGUACUCGAGUGUUUGCUGCUCACGCUGGAGACGGAUUGGGACUAUAGGCGGGAGAAGUACAAGAAUGCGGGGGAGAAGGCGGAGAGGGUUCUUAGGGAGAGCAUUGCUGUCAAGAUGCUGCCCGAGACCCGUGGUACCGGCGGAUAUAGGCGGGUUGUUCGGGCGAUCCUCGCGAAUGGAAGCGCGAAGGCCCAAGAGUUCCAUCCGGUUUGGGAGGACGAACUGUUCGCGCACCGGCCAAAGAAGAAGGGCCAGAGAACUCUCGGCGGGUUCAUGGGUGAGUUCGGUGAUGACGAGGAGACAAAGACGCCAAAGAAAACCGACAAGACCCUGGACGAAAACGACGACCCGCUGGAUGAAGACGACGACAUCGACAUCGACAUGUCCGACGCCCCACCAACACCCAGCACAUACGACUCCUGGGGCGGUGUAACUGCCUUCAGUCUCCGCCAACGCUUCCUGACGCUUCUCUCCGACCUCUCCACGCACGGCCAAUUCAUAGCGACGGAGGACCUCUACCUCGAGUACAAAAAUAACAUCUCGCACCUCCCUCUCUCCUCCUUCUCCCUCUUCUUCAACACCCUAACGCCCGCGGGCCCGGACUACCGCGGGCUCUUCACGCAAUUCAUCCUGGAGCAGCACCUAUCCACGUCGCGGACGCGCCGCGACAGCGCGCUGACGCAGGACCUGCUGGUGCGCCACUACCUGCCGUACCCCGCCAACACCAUGGCGCUGCUGGAUAACGCCAAGGUCGCCGUCGUCCUCGAGGCCCUGAUGCGCCUCAUGCUCAAGUGCGAGUAUAUCGUCUACACCCCCGAGUUGGACGCUGCGGUCGAGGCCGGCAUCGCCGCGAGGGCGAAGAAGGCGAAGACCCCCGCUAGAGGAAAGGUGCCGCCGGAGGAGGUGCUGGCGACGAAGUUGCUCUGGAACGUCGCCGAGGAGAGUUUAAGGAUGAUGGUCAGGAUGGUGAAGGCGAAGGAGGUGAAGGCGUAGGCGUGCUGGGAGGAUUUUUCUAGCUAGCUAUCUGUGUACUUACGGAGUUCGGUUUUGGUUUGGGUUGGGUUGGCUUUUGGUCGUGAGAUUUGCUCGUACUUACUUACUUACUUACUUGGGUAUUGCUUCCCCUUCCCCUUUGUUGCGGUGAAAUGUACAAUACAUGCGGUUCUUCAUCUUGAGUAAUGGAG